AUGGUGAAUUACGUUAACCCGCUGGCCAUGUACCAAGGCAAGGGCGGGCAGUACGCGAGUGGCUGGUAUGGCUGGCAGCACCAGAACUUUGAGGAACAACAGUGGUGUGCAUGGAAUGGAGCCCCAAGUGAGUGGCCGACGGACCCACAUCAUUUCAAGCGGGAGCCCGGUGAGAGAGAUAUGGGGGAGAUGCCGUCACCGGCCCGGGGAGACCUGGCAAGCCCAGGAGAAGGUUCCCCCGGUUCCAGACCUUCACAGCCACCGGCCCCACCUCGUUCCCCAUAUGAAUGGAUGAAGAAACCGAGCUACCAGUCACAACCUAACCCAGGCAAGACAAGAACAAAGGACAAAUAUAGAGUGGUAUACAGUGAUCAUCAGCGGUUAGAAUUGGAGAAGGAGUUCCACUACAGCAGAUAUAUCACCAUCAGGCGAAAGGCAGAGUUAGCCGUCAGCCUUGGACUUUCUGAACGACAGGUAAAAAUAUGGUUCCAAAACCGUCGCGCUAAAGAGCGAAAACAAGUCAAGAAACGCGAGGAGGUAGUGAUGAAAGAGAAGGGCGAUCACGCCUCACUCCAACACGCGCAGUUACACCACGCCACAAUGUUGCAUCACCAACAGAUGAUGAACGGCAUGAUGCACCAUCACCACUACCAUCAAGGCGUUCUACAGGGCGUGCCUGAGCCGCUGGUGCCUAGCGUUGCACCCGUCCCCCUGCUGUGA
Molecule: messenger RNA, 720 nt
Organism: Pieris macdunnoughi
Lineage: Eukaryota; Metazoa; Arthropoda; Insecta; Lepidoptera; Pieridae
Source: the annotation of a GenBank genome assembly